UAUAAAAGCAGUUACUUACAGUUAGUUACUUUUCGCAAUUCUUAUUGCACGUUUUUUUGUCGUCUUUUUUGUGCUCGUGGAAAAUAUUAUUUGUAAAAUUACAGAAUGGAGCGCUACAAUCGCGUCUAUAGAGAUCCCGCAUCCCCACUGACCCCACUAACUCCGCUCUCCACCGAAGCUUUUACAUUCGAAGAUGUCACGCCCACUGGGGGCGUUUGUAGGAAGGGUUCCGCGAAAUACGGACUCUUUGGAAUGCCAAAGAAAAAUAAUCUUACGGUUCCAAACAGUCGACCGGCAUUGUCCGGACUAAAACGACUAUCGGAAUCCACUUUGCCCCGGCGAUUUUCACAGAAAUUUAUGCGCACGCGUUCCGUAUUUUCGCCCACAAGUCAAAGUACCCUUAUAAAUGGGGAGACCAAGCUACUGGGAGAAUCCGGAGAUUCGAAGCUACUGAGAACUAGGAGGGAAGACAGGCCAAAGCCGGAUAUCCGACUGCAGCAGGAAACGCGGCUGAGGCAGGAGGAAUCCAAGUUGAAAAGUGCGCGAACAAAAAUUAAAGUGGAGAACCCCAGGAGUCCCACUCCCAGUAUCCAUCAUCCACGCUAUAAGCCCUGCUCCCCGGUGGAGCACCCCACAUUGAGUCCUCGGGUCAAAUCUCUACUCGAUCGCACCGGGAACGCGCAUCUCACAGAGCUGUUCACUCGCCAGGAGAUCGACAUCGAGGUGCUCAUCCAAAUGACCCUGGAGGACUUGGCGGCACUGGGCGUCCGCGGCGCCCGGGAGAUCCGAUUGGCCAUGAAUAUUAUCCAGCUGGCCAAGCAAUUCUUCUGAUUUUAUAUCCUGUUGGAUUUCUGCUAAUUUUAAACUGUUUUAUGUCAUGUGGAUUUGAAUUUUUAUGUGAAAUUUUAAUAAAUGUUUAAUGUGGUCUUAAAAAA
Messenger RNA from Drosophila mauritiana, 935 nucleotides. RefSeq lists its product as uncharacterized. The record is from RefSeq and is a predicted model, not a curated record. Lineage: Eukaryota; Metazoa; Arthropoda; Insecta; Diptera; Drosophilidae. Gene Ontology annotation, molecular function: protein binding. The transcript has 2 exons. The coding region runs from base 106 to 831 and encodes 241 amino acids.